Molecule: messenger RNA, 4521 nt
Organism: Chanos chanos (milkfish)
Lineage: Eukaryota; Metazoa; Chordata; Actinopteri; Gonorynchiformes; Chanidae
Gene: myo1hb
Product: myosin IHb
Exons: 32
Coding region: 84-3158 (1024 amino acids)
Biological process (GO): endocytosis; actin filament-based movement; actin filament organization
Cellular component (GO): cytoplasm; plasma membrane; actin cytoskeleton
Molecular function (GO): ATP binding; actin filament binding; microfilament motor activity
Source: RefSeq, a predicted model, not a curated record
GCAAGUGCAAGAGAGAGAGAGUGUCCUGGAGGUGCAUCUUCACUCAGAGUUUGGAGGAGCGCUGUAAUCGGAUCCUCCGGGAGAUGGAAGGCUCUCUGAUGGCCAGGGACCGUGUGGGACUCCAGGACUUUGUGCUCUUGGACAAUUACACCAGUGAGAGUGCCUUUCUGGAGAACCUUAGGAAACGGUUCCAUGAAAACCUCAUUUAUACCUACAUUGGGACUCUCCUGGUGUCAGUUAAUCCCUAUAAAGAGCUGGGUAUAUACACUAAGAAACAAAUGGACAUUUACAUGGGAGUUAACUUUUUUGAGUUGCCACCACACAUUUAUGCGCUCGCUGACAAUGUUUACCGGACAAUGGUAUCCGAGACCAAUAACCACUUCAUCCUCAUCUCUGGAGAGAGUGGUGCAGGCAAGACUGAAGCCUCGAAAAAAGUGCUGCAGUUCUAUGCUGUUAGUUGCCCGAGUACCACACUACUGCACAACAUCCGAGACAGACUGCUUCUUUCCAACCCUGUCCUGGAGGCUUUUGGAAAUGCCAAAACUCUUAAAAAUGACAACUCAAGCAGGUUUGGCAAGUACAUGGACAUCCAGUUUGACCAUCGGGGAGCAGCAGUUGGUGGACACAUCCUUAGCUACCUUUUGGAAAAGUCCAGAGUUGUCCACCAAAACCAUGGAGAGAGGAACUUCCACAUAUUUUACCAGUUAGUUGAAGGAGGAGAAGAGGAUCUCCUACGCUGGCUGGGCUUAGAGAGAGACUGUCAGAAGUACAGGUUCUUAGUUCAGGGACAGUGUGCCAAAGUGAGUUCCAUCAAUGACAACAGCGAUUGGAAGACAGUGCGAAAAGCUCUCUCUGUCAUAGAAUUCAGUGAGAGUGAUAUAGAGCACCUGUUUGCAAUCACUGCCAGUGUCCUCCAUUUGGGGAAUGUCCACUUUGAAGCCAAUUUCUGUGGUUAUGCCUCUCUGAACAGCUGCGCAGAGAUACACUGGCUGUCAAAGUUGCUGGGAAUCCUUCCAGCAGUAUUGCAGGAAGGUUUAACACACAGGAAGAUUGAGGCCAAAGCAGAGGAGGUGCUGAGCCCCUUUACUGUAGAUCACGCAAUAUAUGCCAGAGAUGCUCUAGCCAAAGCCAUUUAUGGACGCACCUUUACCUGGCUGGUCAACAAGAUCAAUGAGUCAUUAGCAAACAGAGAUUCAACCAGGAAAACAGUGAUUGGUCUGCUGGACAUCUAUGGAUUUGAAGUGUUCCAGGUAAACAGCUUCGAACAGUUCUGUAUAAACUAUUGCAAUGAGAAACUCCAACAGCUCUUUAUCCAACUCACUCUCAAAUCGGAGCAGGAAGAGUAUGAGAUGGAAGGAAUUGAGUGGGAGCCCGUGCCAUACUUCAACAAUAAGAUCAUCUGUGACCUGGUGGAGGAGAAACAUAGAGGAAUCAUCUCAAUACUGGAUGAGGAGUGUCUCCGUCCUGGAGGAGCUACAGAUAUGACUUUCUUAGAGAAACUGGAGGAGAACAUGUGUGGUCAUCCCCAUUUUGUUACGCACAAGCUUGCGGACCCAAAGACCCGUAAGACUCUGGGACGUGGGGAGUUCAGACUCUUACACUAUGCAGGAGAGGUGACCUACUGUGUUCUAGGAUUCCUGGAUAAAAACAAUGACCUCCUAUAUAAGAACAUCAAAGAUGUUAUGCAUCAGUCUAAGAAUCCCAUUAUCAGGCACUGUUUCCCUACCACUGAACCGGAUAGUAAGAGGAGGCCAGAGACGGUGGCUACCCAGUUCAAGAAUAGCCUUGCAGGACUCACUGAGAUUCUGAUGUCGAAGGAGCCGUGGUAUGUUCGCUGUCUGAAACCCAAUGAAGGAAAGCAGUCAGGUCGCUUUGAUGAUGUCACAGUGAGACAUCAGGUGAAGUAUCUGGGGUUAAUGGAACACCUGCGAGUCCGACGUGCCGGCUUUGCUUACAGACGCCGAUACGAGGUCUUCCUCCAAAGGUAUAAGCCACUCUGCCCAGACACCUGGCCACACUGGAGAGGGACGGCUGCAGAAGGAGUGGAAAAGCUCGUCAAAUAUUUGGGUUACAAACCAAAUGAGUACAAGUUGGGCAGGACGAAAAUCUUCAUUCGUCAUCCAAGAACUCUCUUUGCCACUGAGGAUGCUUUUGAUGUCUGUAAACAUGAGCUGGCCACAAGGAUCCAAGCUAAAUAUAAGGGCUACAGAGUGAAAGGAGACUAUCUGAAACAAAGAGAAGCAGCCACAAAGAUUGAGACAUGCUGGAGGGGUCUGCAGGCCAGACGGGAGCGUGAGAGAAGGGCCUGGGCAGUCAAAGUCAUCAAAAAGUUUAUAAAGGGCUUCAUGACCAGGAAUCAGCCGGCCUCAUUUGACAACUCUGAGUACCUGGCCUUCGUCCGCAACAACUACCUCACACGGCUGAAGGAAAACCUGCCCAAAAGUGUUUUGGACAAAAAAACCUGGUUGACUCCACCGCCUAUUAUGAAGGAGGCCUCAGAACUGCUGCGGAAGCUGCAUAUGCGCACCAUGGUGCGAAAAUACGUCAGAGGGAUCACUGCACAACGCAGAGCACAACUGCAACUGAAAGGCCUAACCAGUGACUUGUUCAGAGGCAAAAAAGAGAACUAUCCCAGCAGUGUGGGCAGACCCUUCGCUGACACCAGGAUACAUGAGCAAGACAUAAACAUUAAAGUCCUGCAGGUGAUUUGCCAAGAGGGUAUGAAGUAUGGAGUUCCAGUAAUUAAGUAUGACAGGAAUGGUUUUCGCCCACGCUUCAGACAGCUCAUUCUCACUCAGGAAGCAGUUUACCUUGUGGAGGAGGCCAAAGUCAAACAGAGAGUGGAGUACUCUUCUCUAAAAGGUGCGUCUGUCAGCAACCUGAGUGACAACUUCCUGAUUCUACAUGUCACUUGUGAUGAAAUAAGGCAAAAGGGGGACCUGGUCCUGCAGUGUGAUUUUCUGUUUGAGGCCUUGACCAAAUUAUGCAUGGUCACAAACAACCACAGCAUUGUUAAAGUAGUGCAGGGAAGUGUAAGGUUUGACAUUCAGCCAGGCAAAGAAGGAUUUGUGGACUUCAAGAGUGGCUCAGAGUCAAUGGUGUACAGAGCCAAGAAUGGCCACUUAAUGGUGGAAUCAGCACGGACAAAAUCCCGAUAACUGCCAAGAACUGGAGAUGCUCUCUCUGAAUUUCUGAUGUUCACCAAACAAUAUGAUGAGGAAUUGACAGCUCACAGAUAUUGAAAUGUUCUGACCCCAUAUGUAACUGUAGAUAUUAGUGUCCUAUUUCAGUCUUAAAUUUUAACAUAGACGAUUAUACAUUUUAGCAUCCUGCCUCCAUCUUGAGCUCUAAUAUAAACAGAAAUCCUAGCAUACUACCACCAUCUCUAUACCUAACAUACACAACUGGACCCUUUCGCAUCCUAUCUUAGGCACUUAUAUACCACAGAUGCUCCAUGAGUCUGUGCUGUACCAUUUGCACCACAAGAGACUCAUAGUUCUUCACUGCUGUGACAUUUCUUUACUAAAGUGAAUUCUAAGGAGCUACUUUUAAACUUAUUACCCAGGUGCUCUGCUCCUUUACUUUUCAGCUUUAUUAUCAAACAAAACAAAACAAAACAACAAAACAAAACCAAGAGAAGCAAAAACAACAACAACAACAACAACAACAACAAAAACUCCACUCAGAUGUAAUUUGGAAACAGAUAAAAGUGAUUUGCAAGACAGCCCUCCACUGCCCCCUUGUGUACUGGGGUGUAAAAUAGGAUGAGGAAUGUGAGCAGACUGAGAAAGCUUGGCUUUAGAGACACAUAGUUCUAGAGGGAUCAGCUAGUUGUGUACUUAGUGCCGUAUCCUCAUUUUGUUGUCUAAUGAUAAGCUAUUUUGGAGAUUAUACAUUUUUCUCUUCUCUGUGACUUUUGAACCAUGUAUCAUAAACAUUUUACACAUAAGCAGAGUUACCAUGACACACUGAGAUGAACAUAUUAACUUAAUGAUACACUAGAUAUAGUUAUAUAAAACUGCACAUCAAAUAUCGGUAAUUAUGAAGACAUAGAGGAAGAAGACCAGCAAAUUAAAAUAAAUAUCUGUGGAAAAAUACUUUUGUACAACCUGCCUAUUCAUAAAAUGUGAAAUGCAGCUAAGUCCUUGUGAAUCAUCAACAAUAAUUUUUGCACCAGUAAUUAAACAGAAAAAACAGUUUCUUUCACUUACUUUAAAUGAGGGUGACAGAGGGGAUGAGAACUUACACAGAUGAAAACCCAUAGAUGUGAAAACAGAGACCUUUUUUGACAAGGACAAAGGACUACAUUUUCUGAAGAUUUUAAUGGACAAGUUACUUACACAAAUCUGUCUGACGUCUGCCACAGAACAAUUCAAUAUUACUGUAAUUGACUUUGGAUCUUGUAAUUACACUGGCACUUCAUACCAUUGUCAUUAGAGUGUUAUGAUAAAGAUAAUUUAAUUAAUAUAUGUUUUCAUAAACCAGAAUGAGCUACUGUAAGUAUUUUAGAAUUUCAAGACC